This is a messenger RNA of Solanum verrucosum, 1458 nucleotides long. RefSeq names its product aspartyl protease AED1-like. Gene Ontology annotation, molecular function: aspartic-type endopeptidase activity. The transcript is spliced from 2 exons. NCBI's taxonomy places the organism in Eukaryota, Viridiplantae, Streptophyta, Magnoliopsida, Solanales, Solanaceae. Gene Ontology annotation, biological process: proteolysis. Bases 41 to 1342 code for a protein of 433 amino acids. The record is from RefSeq and is a predicted model, not a curated record.
AAAAUAUAUUCUGUUUUGAAUACUUUCAUUCUACACAUAUAUGGCUUGGAUGUAUAAACAUAUUCCUACAACAUGCUUCUUUUUGGUCGUGUGUUACCUAACAAUAAAAGUAGUGCCUAUUCUUGGAGAAAAAGCACCUCACCCUCAGUUUCAAGUGGAACCAAAACCUAACUGCCAGAGCUCAGGUCCAAUAAUUGGAUCGCAAAGAGUUUCAAAUCCUUGUUCUCCAAAUGCUAAUUUGACGAAAACUGGCAAAUCUGUAAACAAGAAUCAAGCUAGAGUUCGUUCAAUCAAUAAGAAACAGAAUCGCCAUCAUUAUCGUUACACUCUUUCUGAUAAUGCAUAUGAUCCUAAUGCUGAUUAUGGAUUGUUCACCGUAAAGAUAAGUCUGGGCUCACCACAACAAUAUUAUAGUUUAAUUGUGGACACUGGUAGCCGUUGGACUUGGGUACGUUGUCGAUUUUGCAGAGGAGGUUGCAGUUCAGACGAUCCUCUGUAUGAUCCUUCAAAAUCAUUGUGCAAAGUUACAUUAUCGAACCCCUUCCAUGUCAAUUAUGGUGAUAACUCAUAUAUAUACGGCAUUUGGGGAUGUGAUACUCUCAAUAUAGAUGAUGAUCUUAUUUCAAUAAUGAACUUUAAAUUUGGUUGUGGCCUUGAAAUCUUCGAUGGCAAUGGCGAUAAUUUUGUUAAUGCAGCUGGAAUUCUUGGACUUGGUAACGGAGACUCCUCUUUGGUAUCUCAAGGUGGUGCAUCAAUGCAAGUGUUUAGCUAUUUUGUCCCAGGAAAUGGUGGUGGUGGUGCAGAUCUACAAUUUGGGGAUAAAGCCAGAGAAAAAUCUAAUACUUGUACAAAUCAAUUUACACCAAUGGUACAAGGGAUCGAUCAAGAGAAAUACUUUAUUGAUUUAGUUGGUAUAAGUGUAGCUGGAAACGAACUCAAUGUUCCAUUGACUGAAUUAGGGACAAUUAUAGACAGUGGAACGACCAUUACUCGAUUGCCAGAAGUGGUAUACUCUGCAUUUCGUGAUGCUGUUAGACAGUCCAUGUCGAGUUAUACAUUAUUAGAUGAAAUCGAUGAGCUAAUGGAUACCUGCUACAGCUUAGAGGGAUUAAUCGAACCAAUCGCGUUUCCAGAGAUUAUAUUCCAUUUUGGGCAAGAGAAUACUAUUGAUGUGAUUUUGACAAAGGAAGGAACAAUAUGGAGGAAAAAUGGUACACUAAAUUGUUUGGCUUUUGCUGCAGCAGAAAGCUAUAGCAUUAUUGGUAUUGUUCAACAGCGUGGAUUCAAUGUGCUUUAUGAUUUAGAAGGGAAAACAAUUGGAUUUGGCACUAACUGUACAUGAUUACUUGUAUAAUCGUUUUUAAUGGUUCUUCUUGUUGUAGUAUGUAUUACUUGUUCCCAGGGUUUAAACUUACUCCAGCCCAUGUUUGCAUCAAGUUAAUCAAUAAUUGUUUGUAA